This is a messenger RNA of Cooperia oncophora, 363 nucleotides long. Lineage: Eukaryota; Metazoa; Nematoda; Chromadorea; Rhabditida; Trichostrongylidae. The record is from the annotation of a GenBank genome assembly.
AUGGGUUAUUUCCGAGUGUUAGCUUUGGAAUACACAGCCAGGGGUAUUACUGUCUCUCUCGUCUGUCCAUCGUUGACAUUUGCUCCGAAUAAUGUAUUGAAUGCGUUCUCUGGCCAACUUGCAAAGACAAACGGCGAAGUGCUGACAGAAGCAACCACGGCGCACAUGUCAGCAGCCCGUUGUGCUCAGCUAAUCCUGUUGGCCGCUUCAAAUCGCAUUUCUGAAUGCUGGCUCAGUCAAACAGCCCCGAUUUUGUUGAUGUGCUACUGCAGUAUUGUUAUGCCCGGGAUCACGAAUAGGGUCAUUCAAACGAUAGGUAUUGAUCGAAUAAAAAAUAUUCGAACUGGAAGCCAAAGUAAUUGA